Molecule: messenger RNA, 1775 nt
Organism: Prorocentrum cordatum
Lineage: Eukaryota; Dinophyceae; Prorocentrales; Prorocentraceae
Source: the annotation of a GenBank genome assembly
GGGGUCACGGUCUUCUGCCAUUUUCUUGUACCAAUUUGGCUCAGGCAUUUUGUUUGUUGCCAUGGUUGUCUGGGAAGAUGCCACAACGCCGCUGUUCACUGGUAUGGGGGCGAGCGAGUUGCAACGACAGGAGCCUCUGAGAAGGAGCGCUAUGCUCUUCGUCGCGAUGGUUGGCCUCGUCGGGAUCAUGUUCGGAUACGAUAUGGGUAUCACUAGCGCAGCACAGGAUGCCCUGCGAGCCCACUUUGACCUCACCAGUGGCCAGCUGGAACUAUUUGUGGGGUCGCUCAGCUGGUGCGCUUUGCCCGGCACGCUGCUCGGCAGCGUCGUUGCAGAUUCCCACGGACGACGGUUUGGCAUCCGCUUGUCCGCUUUCGUCUUCCUCGUCGGAAAUUCAGCCAUGGCCUUCGGACGAUCGUUUUUCGUGGUAAUGCUCGGUCGGGCCACCGCUGGCUUCGCUAUGGGACUGACCUACCCGAUCGCACCGAUGUACGUGGCGGAGGUAACUCCAGCGCGGCUUCGUGGAGGCUGCACGGCGUUUCUCGAAGUGUUGAGCAACGUCGGCAUUCUCUUAGGGUACUUGGUCGGCUGGAUCUGCAACUCGCUGCUUGGGUUGAAUAGUUGGCGGACCAUGUUUGCCCUUGGGUUGUUCCCGCCGUCGCUGCUUCUAUGUGGUGCUUGUUUUGUGAUGCCUGAAUCUCCCAGGUGGCUGGCGUCAAAGGGCAAGCUCGCGGAAGCACGCGACAUUCUUUCCCAUGUCCUUGGGCCGCUCGAGGCUCAUCGAUCGUUUGGCGAAUUAACACGUCUUGCUGCAAAUGAAUCUGAGGCCCGUGGCGGUUUCAUGGAUCUUGUCGUGACACCAGAUUUGCGAAGGAUUGUAGUGGUCGGAGCUGGCGUCGCCUUCUUUUCACAGGCCACUGGUUGCGAAACAAUUGUGUAUUACACUGGCCCAAUCUUGCAGCAAGCUGGUUUUCAGCGGGAGUCCAUGUUGCGAGCUACCGUGCUCAUGGGGACUGUGAAAACAGCGGCGGUCGUCGCAAGUGCAGCAUUUGUAGACAGAGCAGGACGUCGACCUCUGUUGUUCGCCUCUGCUUUGGGCAUGGCUGUCAGUAUGGGCACGAUGAGCGCAGCUGGACUGGCACGCGUUGUCCCAGCGGUCCAGGUGAUGGCGCUGUGUCUCUUUGUUGUGGCCUUCUCGUUUGGCUUCGGGCCCAUAGUCUACACGUACAAUGCCGAGAUCUACCCGCAGCGGUAUCGAGCGGUUGGCUUGGGACUCGCGAUGGCCAUAUGCAGGGUCAUGUCAGCGGUGAUCUCCACCACAUUCCUUACGCUCUCUCAUUGGCUGACUACAUCCGGCGCGCUUGCUUUGUACAGCGGAAUCGGUUUCAUUGCGGCCUUGUUCGUCGCGCUUGCUGUAUGGGAGACCAGGGCACUGGAACUCGAGGGAGGCAGCCAGCACGUCCCCAAACCGGUGCCCGAUGACGCAUACGCAGCAUGUAUUGGUGUAAGGGCGUGUCCUCCAGGAUCAUUCGAGCCGCGAGGUUCCUCCAAUUGACUUGUACAGCUCCAUGUCUUGGUCGGCUGUCAAGGCAUGGUCAUUGCCGAUUUCCUCGAUUGAGUCACUCACUCGCGCUCGUGCGUUUACGUGAGGUUUCCGCCACUCUUUGUGGACCAAGUUUUCUGCCUACGGGCACUUCACUCGAUUCUGCACCUACCUGCGCUUCUUGAUGCUCCUGAUACAAUAAAUUCACAUUUCGGCCACUACCAAAUCAGGG